GAAACGCGCGCCAGCGCCAUAUUGUUGUGACCGUGCCGCGACUGUGAACGCGUCUCUCAGUGUUAUUUGUUACGUGAUUACUGUCGCUCGUAUUGUUUUGUGAAUGGAAUAUAAGUGUUCAUAAACUGUUACCAAAGUGACCUACGAUGCAAUCAGGGAGUGGUACGAAAAAUCCACCAUGGGCUCGAUCCAACGUGAAUACAAACAUGACCGGCAUGAAUCCUCAAAUAAUGGAUCCUAACACCAUGAUGACUCAACAAGGGAUGAUGCCAUUUCAACAAACACAGGCGGUGUUUAAUCCUGGAAUGAUGCAAGCCCAAGGAGGAAUGGCUAUGCCCAUGGCCGGUCAGAUGCCGAUGAAUCAGAUGGCCCAAGGUCAAAUGUAUCCCGGUAAUGUCGUCGCGUAUCCUACUCCACGUGCGAUGAACCCUGGCAUGUAUCAAAACUCGCAAUCUAACUCGUCUCAACCAAACAGUGAACAGCGUGUGUUCACAGGAACUGUGACAAAGACACACAAUGACUUCGGAUUCGUCGACCAUGAUGUGUUUUACCAGACAUCGGUCUGCGCUAAAGGUAUCAUUCCAAAAGUAAACGACAGAGUAUUGGUAGAAGCUACCUACAACCCUAACAUGCCUUUCAAAUGGAAUGCUACCCGUGUACAAGUUUUGCCCAAAGGAGGGCCCAAUCCAAAGGGAAACAAUCCAAAAUCUAAUUCAUAUAAUGCAGUGCCGCCACCUUCAAACAAAAAGCAGCCGCCACCUCGCCGAAAUAAUGAUGAUCGGCCACCUAGAAGGGAAGAAAGAAAGCGAUCUCGCUCAAGAAGUCGUUCCCGAUCAAGGAUAAGCGGCCGUAACCGCAGAGAUUCUCCUCCUCGCAAGAGGCCUGUAGUUCACCAACCAUCGCCUGUCAAAUACAUCGUCAGAGUUCCUCGCAUACCUCUGGAUAUCCAAAAGAUGGAUGUACCUGGACUUUCUCAAAGAUACACCAAUUUGUACAUCCCUUCUGACUUCUUCAAUGCUCACGUCAAGUGGGGAGAAACUUUCCCUCCCCAAACACCAUUUUCAUUGAACAACCCUUGUGGAUACCACAUCAUGAGCAGAGAAAUUGAUAACCCCAACCCGAAUGACUCCGUGUUGGAGCCUCCAGAUGCAGAUUACAGGUUUUCAGCAAAGGUUAUGUUGAUUAGUAUGCCUACGUUAGAAUCCCUCUAUCAAAAGUGCGGAUUAACCAAAACUGAUGACAAAGAUAAGCGUCUUAGUAAAUCACCAUUACAUCCAACAAGACUGAUCAAAUUCUUAGUUGGGCAGAAAGGAAAAGGUGGAGAAAACUUCGCAAUCGGAGGGCCGUGGAGUCCUUCCUUAGAUGGUGAAAACCCACAAACUAACCCAAAGGUUUUGGUGAAAACAGCAAUACGUACAUGUAAAGCCCUAACGGGCAUCGAUUUAUCCUCCUGUACCCAAUGGUACCGAAUGGUGGAGUUUUACUACUGGCGCGAGGGCAGCGGCGGCAAGUCGCGGCUCGAGUGUGUGGUGUUGUUCCUGCCAGACGUGUGGUCUGCGCAGCCGUCGCGUAUCGAGUGGAGCAACGUUCAGGAGCAGUAUAAAGCUGCCUGCGACCACGCCUUAAGGAAACUCGACGGCGAGCCGGACUCCGGAGCGCAGCCCGACGCGCCCGCGGCGGCCACGGCGACGGCGGCGGACCCGGCGCCGGCGGAGAAAUCACAAAUUGAGACCUCUGAUCUCAACGAUAGCACGAUAACGAUUGAUGAGAAUGAUGAUGAGGAAGGAAAACCUGAGCCGACGCAUUAUUCAAAGAUUGAUAUCAGAACGAUCAAAGUAGACCAAUUGAGACAAGAAUUGCGGGCGCGAAAUACUAGCUGCAAAGGAUUGCGUGCACAGUUGGUGUCUCGAUUGUCGAAACUUUUGAAAGCUGAGGAAGACAAAGAGUCCAAAGGUGAAGAGGAAUCCAUGGAACUGGAUGAAGACAAUGAACAAGGCAAGGAAAAGAAAUCUGAUGAUGUAGAGGGAAAAGACGAGAAAGAGCCUGAAGUAACAGAACAGAAGAAUGAAGGUGACAAAGAUGAACAGAAAAAGGAUGAGGAAAAGCCAGAAGAAAAGGCAGAGGAGCCUAAAAAAGAGAAGACCGAAAAAGAAUUGGAAGAAGAAAAGAGAAAGUUGGAGAAAGAAAAGCAACAGAUGAAGACCCGCUACGAACUCCCCACGAGUCCCCACAUCAUUGUGCAUCCCUCAAACUCGGCGAAGGGCGGCAAAUUCAACUGCAGUGUUGCCACUCUCUCCCUUUUGUUGGACUACAGGGUCACAGACAACAAAGAGCACAGCUUUGAGCUGUUUGUGUUCGCCGAGUUAUUCAACGAGAUGCUGAUGCGCGAUUUCGGCUUCUACAUUUACAAAACACUGUACACUCUCCCUGAAAAACCAGAAGAAGUGAAAGAAGUGGUUGAGAAAACCGCUGAAAAGAGCGAUAAGAAAGAUGACAAGAAAGAGACAGAGAAGAAAGAUGAUAAGAAAGACGAUAAGGAAAAGGACAAGGCUGACAAACGGGAUGAGAGGCGCGAUUCCCGCCGUCGUGGUGACAGGAGGGAGUCCCACAGCGAUGAUGAGCGCAGCAAUUCCCCGCGUCGUCGCAGCCGUGGCGUGGAACUACCGGCCGACCCCUACCUACUGCUGUCUCUGGUCUACUUCGACACGUCACGAGGCGGCAACGUCUCAAAGAAAGACCUGCAGAACCUCUUCAUGAGCCUCGGACUCUCGCUGUCGAGGUCUCAGAUCAGGGCUGUGCUUGAGAAAGUGUGCAUCAAGGAUAACUUCAGCUACAAGACUCUGAUUCAAGCCAUCAAAGACCUAGCUUCAGGCACGCCAGAGGCGAUUCAAGACUUGCCGUUGGACACCACGGUUGCGACUACCGAAGUACCGCCUCAUAUUGCUGAAUUAGAAGCAACAAUUGCAACAGGAAACCGCAACUUAUUGCCUGUAUUCAACCGGCCGAGCGACGAAGAAGGACGUUCCGGUGAAACUCAAGACGUUAGCGACACUGGAGUGGUGAUGUACAAGUCUCGCAUCGUGGACGUGGGCGCUUUAGUAGCGGCCGAGGCCCGCGGAUCGGCCACGCGAGCCCGCCUCGAGUCAGCUUUAGAGAGCGCUCGCGCCGCACUUAGGGCCGCCCGCGCCGCCGCCGCCUCUACGCAGCAGGCGGAACGGGGAGCUAAGACGCAGCUGUCUGACCUGUCACAUAACCUGGCGGCUGCGCGCGCAAGGAUUGCGUCGCUCACGGCAAGCUCCAAAAUAUUCCACUCCGCAUUGAAGAGUAUCCAGUCCAAAGUCGAAGCUGUGGUCAACAUCAAAUACGAAGACGAUGACGUCGUGGAAAUCGUCAACGGCCCUACAAAAUCGGAUGCAGAAACAAAGAAGGAGAAAGUUGAUGAUAAAUCCGACAUUUCAAAAAAAGAGGAAGACAAAAGUGAUUGUGAAGAGGUCACAGUGACAGAGGAAGAAAAAGAUAAAGAAGGUGACGACACCACUGCAACGGGCAUGGACCUUGAUGACAAAGAAUAAACUCUUGCAUCAAGAUAAACAACAAUUAGUUAUUCUUAUACUUAUAGCAUUCAGAAGAAGCAGGAGCUUCUGAUAAGGACACUAAAUUAAAGCUGUAAAUACAAACUUGACUCAGAACACAAUUUAAUAUUUGAGAUAAUGAGUGCAGUGAAUCUUGUUCAUUAAGUAUAAGGUACUUAGAUUAUUUGCAUUUUUCAUUGAAUCAUUACAAUCAUUGUUUGAUAAAGUUUGGAGAACCAAGUGACAUGUUUUUGAUGGAGUCUUCAAUUAACUUAGAAGUUAUUUAUCCGAGAGGAUAACGCAAUAAUGAUUGAUUUAUUUUGGGGUUACAGGUGAUCCUUUGACACAAAUUUAUUGUGUCACCAUUAUUUUAAUU
Messenger RNA from Ostrinia nubilalis (European corn borer), 3948 nucleotides. Its product is annotated as cell division cycle and apoptosis regulator protein 1-like. Gene Ontology annotation, cellular component: nucleus. Bases 147 to 3572 code for a protein of 1141 amino acids. The record is from RefSeq and is a predicted model, not a curated record. Gene Ontology annotation, biological process: regulation of DNA-templated transcription. NCBI's taxonomy places the organism in Eukaryota, Metazoa, Arthropoda, Insecta, Lepidoptera, Crambidae. The transcript has 15 exons.